AUGUCCAAUUCAAUUCCCUCGUCGAUAUUAUUGCUUGGGAUCAAAAAUUUCGCAGUUUUUGUGAUCUUAUCUCAGUUAUUGGGGUAUCACAGCGUGGAAGGCGAUGUCAAGUUCAAGGUGGAAAAAACAACCUUGCCAGGACCACAGUAUCCUUUGGUAGGACUUCCUUUAUUUGAUGAGCAGACCAAAGGGUGGCGAAUUUUAGGACAUCCAUUCGUCCUAAAAUUCCAGUUAAGAUGCGUGCUUAUGGGAGCUCCUUGUGAUGUUAUUGGGAGGUGGCUAAAACCCCGUGUCGAAAAAAUAUUGCUGGAAGGAGUCUGCGAACAAUGUAUUGGGAACCAAUUACAAAAAGUUGAAGAUUGGGCGACCCUAUUUGUCGAAAAGCAGCCCGAACUGUUUCGAGCAGCGAUGGCAAAAUACGCCGAAAAUUUAGGAAUCCCCAUCCCCAGCGAUGAACGAAGGAAAAUGAUUCAAAUUCUGGGAACAUAUCCUUAAAAACAGGUCAUGGUUAGAUAACCAUACACGAGAAAAACAUUUACUUUCGUUUACAUUAUGAAAAUUGCAUAAUGAAAUAGAAUUUUAACUGUUUAAAUAUUUAUUGCUGAUUUUUUAUAAAUCACUACAAGUGAAAAGGGUUAUCUGUGAUAUAAGCUUUAUGUGUAGAAUUUAGUUUAUUUGGAUAAGAAUAGUAUAACAAGGUUGAAGGGUGACCAACUCAGGAUCAGUCAUUUAGUACGUAAUUACAUUAUAAAAUCAUAUCAUAUGCAAUUUGUGUUGUUAUACAUGCAUAGGUUAUCUUUAAGUGUUGAAUAAAUAUUGAUUCCGAUCUGUCACAGAUCAUCUGUGUA
This is a messenger RNA of Folsomia candida, 848 nucleotides long. RefSeq lists its product as uncharacterized. Lineage: Eukaryota; Metazoa; Arthropoda; Collembola; Entomobryomorpha; Isotomidae. The transcript is spliced from 3 exons. The record is from RefSeq and is a predicted model, not a curated record. Bases 1 to 495 code for a protein of 164 amino acids.